Messenger RNA from Bactrocera tryoni, 2312 nucleotides. RefSeq names its product histone-lysine N-methyltransferase PRDM9 (gene prg). The record is from RefSeq and is a predicted model, not a curated record. NCBI's taxonomy places the organism in Eukaryota, Metazoa, Arthropoda, Insecta, Diptera, Tephritidae. The transcript is spliced from 3 exons. The coding region runs from base 99 to 2102 and encodes 667 amino acids. Gene Ontology annotation, molecular function: zinc ion binding. Gene Ontology annotation, cellular component: nucleus.
CGUAUCAAAGCACCGCGCUAAAUUCAUUUAUUUAUUUCUGAUAAGUGCACUCAGCGAAAAACAUCAUAGUAGUUUAUGACUUUAAAACGAAACGAACUAUGGUAGAUCUCGAAAUGGUGGCUGCGCCAGCAGAGACUGCUGUGAUGGACAGCAGCACUGGACUCUGCCGCCUAUGUUUGCGUCACGAUAAAACAAUUGUGAAUAUAUUCGAGGAAGUACCAACGCCAGCUGAGGAAAAGUCAUCGCCUGAGACUGAAGUGCCUGCGAAGAUAAUUAACAUGGUUGAGCGGCUAUUCGAUUUGUUGGGCGUAAAGUUUCAGCACUCGACGGCCUUGCCGAGUCACAUCUGUCAAAGAUGCUUUGCCAUGGUGCAGGCGUUUACUGAUUUUCGUGAAAAUGUGCAGAGAUGUGAGACUGAGUUGCAGCGCUGGCUAGAGCAAAAUUAUAAAAGCGCAAGAAACGAAAAUGAACAUCGGCCAGGCCUUAAUGGAAAUCCGGGCGAUUUUGAACCCGAAGACGAUUGCGUAAUUACAGAGAUUGACCCCAAUCAGGAUUAUGAGAGUUCCGAAGAUGAAUUUUCUAUGGAAUCGGAUUCGGAAACUGAGGAACAUACACCCGCUGCGACGCAAAAUUCUCUUAUUGCAACGUCCAAUUCGGCACAGCAUGAAUUUAAUAAUUCAGCAAUGACGGCCAAGUCAACAGCUGAUAUGCAUAAUGCUGAAAAUUCACAAACUGCAACGGAUAUGUCUUCCUCCUAUGCUGCAGUACCAGGCAACGACUCGUUUAUUGGUGGCGAGGUAGUGAUCAAAAACACAUAUCUUUGUCAGUAUUGUGACAUGGCAUUUACAACACAAGCUGAAUGUCAAGAACACGAGUCACAACAUGACAGUGCAGCGCCGUAUGUCUGCAGCUUUUGUUCGCAACGUACUUCCAGUCGCCAAAAUUUGAUUUAUCACAUUAAAGAGCUGCACGAUCCGGAACGACCGUAUGUUUGUGCAUUCUGCAAAAAGGGUUUCUGCCGACGUUCCGAUCUGAAGAAGCAUACGAUUGUGCAUACCGGUGUGCGUCCGUUCUCAUGUCCCGUCUGUGCAAAGAGUUUCUCACGUAACACCAAUUUAACGAAACAUAUACGCAUACAUAGCAGCGUAAAGCCACACGUAUGCACGCGCUGCCCACGUUCAUUCUCCAGCGCUCCCGAGUUGAUGCGUCACAUACGCUCGCACACAAAUUCAAAAUCAUUCCAGUGCAGUCGCUGUCCAAGUGCAUUCGCCCGUAAGGAUAAACUACAUCUGCACGAACAGACGCAUUUCCGCCGUGAUGCCGAAUUUCUACAUCAACAAAAUAACGGUGCUGCUGCGUUAAAGACUGAAGAUGGCAACAGUAUGGGACAGACAGAAAACUUGGUAGUAUCACUGAAUCCAUAUGGUGACGGCGAUAAUGCGCAGUCACAGGCAAAUAUGUCAUCACCGCAGGAUCAGUAUCGUCAGCAUAGCAUCUUGGCAGCGCAGUUACAGCAGCGACCGUCAAUGCCGAAGCCGCACAAGUCAUCACAUUCACGCUCUUUCACCUGCACGAUUUGCCAGAAGACAUUUACACGUGAACGCGACUUGCAACGCCACCAGGCGUUACAUCUGGACACGCUAUUUACGUGCAAGCAAUGUGGUACCGGUUUUAGUCGACGCGAGAAACUCGCACGCCACGAAUUGGAAUUCCAUGCGCCACAGUAUCCCUGUGACGUUUGUCGUAUGCAAUUUACCAAGCACGAUGAAUAUGAAAGACACAUGAAAAUGCAUGAGUUGCAACAGAGUGCGGCUAUGGCCACACAGGCAGCAAUUAGUGCGGCAUCAGGCGUGUCCAGCGCGCCGUCAGGUAAUAUUUUGGGUUUAGCUAGCGCGGCCAACACUGCUGGUGCCAUGAAUUUGGUAACAACCUCUGCUAGCCCUGGCAGUAGCAUGCAUGCAACCGCUACUGCGCCGAAAGAUUUGUCAGGCACGCAGCAACGUCCAACCGCUGCGGAUAUGUCCUUCUACAGCCAAUUAGUGCCUACCAUGAAUCUUGGUUUCUAUAGCGAAACGCGUCCUGAAGAUCGCAAUGGCAUUUAGGCAAGUGACACGCAGCGUCGCGACAUAAUGCAUUUACAUACUUACAACUCCUUAGAGAGUACGUUAAGUCGUUAAACGCAAUAGCUAGGCAUAAGCAACUUAAUUACGUGAAUGUUACCAUAUAUAAACUACUUUUAAUUUGUACAUACAUAUGGCUAUGUCUACUGACAUAUGUGCAUAAGUAUACUGGAUACAUAUAUACAUAUAUGA